AGGGGAUGGGCGGGGAUGGGAGGGGAGGAGCGGGCACCCCUCCACACUAGCUCCGCCCCCAGCGGCACUGCAGGGGCACCGGGCUGGGGGGCGCCCCGCGGCAAAGCCGGGCUGCAGCGUCGAGCUCGCCGUGCUGCCGGCGAUCCCAAUCGUGCUCGUGGAGACGUCCGUUCCUGUCGAGCCAUGGCAGCGGCAGCCCACCGGCCUUGGUGCCUUCAGUUGAGGCUGCUGCUGCUGCUGCUACUGCUACUUUUGCUUCGGGCUGAUCCGGUGCGGCCCGACAGUAAGGUGUUCAGCAACCUGGACCAGGUACGGAUGACCUCAGAGGGCUCCGACUGCCGCUGCAAAUGCCUUCUGAGACCACUGAGCAAGGAUGCCUGCAACCGGGUACGAAGUGGGCGUGGACGAGCAGAGGACUUCUACACUGUGGAGACCCUGAGUUCAGGGACCGACUGUCGCUGCUCCUGCACUGCUCCUCCUUCCUCACUCAACCCCUGUGAGAAUGAGUGGAAGAUGGAAAAGCUCAAGAAGCAGGCACCUGAGCUCCUCAAGCUGCAGUCUAUGGUGGAUCUCCUGGAGGGUGCCCUGUACAGCAUGGAUCUGAUGAAAGUACACGCCUACAUCCACAAGGUGGCCUCCCAGAUGAACACGCUGGAGGAGAGCAUUAAGGCCAACCUGAGCCAGGAGAACGAGGUGGUGAAAGACAGCAUACGCCACCUCAGCGAGCAGCUGAAGAGCUACGAGAACCAGUCAGCCAUCAUGCUGAGCAUUAAGAAGGACCUGUCCAGCCUGGGCCUCCAGCUGCUGCAGAGGGAUGCGGCUGCCGUCCCUUCCACAGCCUCAGCCUCAAGCUCUGACAGCAAAGCUCAGGACACAGCUGGAGGGCAAGACAAAGACCUCAACAAAUAUGGCAGCAUACAAAAGAGCUUCUCAGACAAGGGCCUUGCAAAGCCUCCCAAGGAGAAGCAGCUGAAGGUGGAGAAGCUGAGGAAGGAGAGCAUCAAGGGCAGAUUACCCCACCCCACAGCCAGGCCACGUGCCCUGGCCCAGCAGCAGGCUAUGAUCCGAGGCUUCACCUACUACAAGGCGGGCAGGCAGGAGGCCAAACAAGAAGAACCGAAGGCCACGGCUGAUAACACCCUCAAGAGCACUUCCUGGCUGGAGAAAGUACCACUCAAGAUGGAGGCCAAGCUUCUAGAACCAAACUCUGCCAAACAUAAUGGAAUCAUGCUGAAAACUUCAGAAGGACCCAGCUUGGCCCCUCACAUCUCUACUUCCACCCCAAGUCCUGCCACCACUCCCUGGCACACUGAGCCAUCUUUGCAUCCAGAAGUCCCAAGCCAUGGUAAGGAGGACAGCUGUGAGGGCACCCUCCGAGCUGUGGACCCCCCUGUGAAGCACCACAGUUAUGGGCGCCAUGAAGGGGCUUGGAUGAAGGACCCUGCGGCUCUAGAUGACAGGAUCUAUGUCACCAACUACUACUAUGGAAACAGCCUGGUGGAAUUUCGGAACCUGGAAAAUUUCAAACAAGGGCGGUGGAGUAACAUGUACAAGCUACCUUACAACUGGAUAGGCACAGGCCAUGUGGUCUACCAGGGUGCCUUCUACUACAACCGUGCAUUCACCAAGAACAUCAUCAAAUAUGACCUGCGCCAGCGCUUUGUGGCUUCCUGGGCAAUGCUGCCUGACGUGGUCUACGAGGACCACACACCCUGGAAGUGGCGUGGCCACUCAGACAUUGAUUUUGCUGUAGACGAGAGUGGUCUCUGGGUCAUCUACCCAGCUGUGGAUGAGCGAGAUGAAACCCAGCAUGAGGUGAUCGUGUUGAGCCGCCUAGACCCCCGAGACCUCUCUGUGCACCAAGAGACCACGUGGAAGACACGGCUGAGGAGGAACUCCUAUGGGAACUGCUUCCUGGUGUGUGGUAUCCUGUACGCUGUGGAUACUUACAACCAGCACGAAGGCCAGGUGGCCUACGCCUUCGACACCCACACAGGCACUGAUGCUCACCCACAGUUGCCCUUCCUCAAUGAGUAUUCCUAUACCACUCAAGUUGACUACAACCCCAAGGAGAGGGUGCUGUACGCCUGGGACAAUGGCCACCAGCUCACCUACACCCUCCACUUUGUGAUCUGAAUGGGCACCUAUGUUCACAGUGGAGGGCAGCAGAGGAGUGGGGGCUGUCCCUAGCAACUCCUGCAACUGCUGUCAGUAUCAGCUGGGGGUGUCCCAGGCAGGUGUUAGCAGGUGACACCUGCUUCCCCUGCAGAAUGUUGUGCUGAGGGCUUUUCCUACAUUUACCCUAUUGACCCUUUCCACUGCUUCCCCUGCAGGCAGAGGUCCUUAAGCCCUCUGAACAGAGGAGGUGACUGAAGCCCCACGGAGCAACAUCUCAGUCACAGUAGGGCUGUGUUCUCACGAUAGCCACAUUUUAUAGAUGAGAUGACCUCGUCUAGCUCUUCCCAUCUCCAGGACCCUUCCCACUGAGGUCUCUGUGUCCUCUGUGCUGGGCUCUGCAGCUCCAGGCCCCACUUCUGGCUGAUGCUAGCGACCUUGAGCCCAGAGCCUCUUGACCUGUCAAGCACUGCCUCCCUCCAUAGCUACUUCUUGUCUUCCUGCUCCUUGCACGUUCUCAGCAGCUGAGAAAGAAUAGGCAACUCAGCUGUGGCAGGGUAGGGUGCUGGUCUGAGCUCCCCCCAUCUCAGCUCCUGUACCAGAAGUCUUGCUUAGCCUUGGCCACCCAAGAGGCCUUGGCUCCUUCCCUAUCUCUUCCCAAAGGUUUGGGCCUGGGGUUCUUUAUGGGCCUUCAAAGUUAGUCUGCUCACACUCAGGGAUUGCCAGGAGGUAGAAGCAGGGAAAAAUAGCCUGGAGCCUCAGCACUAGGAUUUUCUUUGAGAUAGUUCAUGGGGUUCUGGACUUAUAGUUGUAUAAGCUAUCCUACAAGGGGAUUGGCAGCUGCCCUGACACAGGCAGACCUGAGAACAUGACCUUUUAAGCCACCUGUGACUGCUUUGGACAUUCUUUUUAAAGAUGUAGAGAAACUUUUUUGCCCAUCUCCUUGUUUUACCAAAGAAAAUAUAGUUCCCAACAGUUCUAGGGUAUGGGGUGAAAUCAUUCAGGGCAGGAUAUGGCUGAUCUCCUUUGGGACAGCCCUGUACUCUCCUACAGAUCCUCAGCACCUUUGAAGGUGUCUACCAACGACCCCUACCCAGACCCUGGGCCCUUCCUUGUGCCCUGUGCCCACUCCUAAGAUAUCUGCAGUGGGUACCAGCUGGUAGGCAGAUUUAGGUUGUCUGUAGACUUCAUUUCUUGCAGACAUUGCUGGGUGAUGUUUUGCUUAAGGAAUAACUCACCCUGAAAUAAGGGAGGGAGAGUGACGCCCAGCCCAGCCAGGUCUGACUCAUAGUGGUAGCCACACCCAGCUGACCACCACAGGCUCCCCUUCCAGCCUCUUCAGAGAACUUGGAACCCCCAGUUCCCACCCUCCCCCCAAAGCCUGUGUACACCCUGACCUUUCCCUUGGCCCUGGGUGUGGGUUUGUGAUGUCAUAGCCCAGCCAUGUGUGAGGUGCUGAGGCAGCUGCAGCAGUCUGAGGAAAGGGACACUGGGACACAUUGGUUUGAAGAGUAAACACACAUGGCAUAGUUUCCAGGGGCGGGACAAGGGGCUGCCAUAGUGACCAGUCAUUCUUUAGGUCCCUUCUGUUUUCAGUCCUUUGUGUGCUGUGUGGUUAACACAGUUCAUUUCCUCAUUUAUAGAGUCACACUGGAUGCCAGGUGAGUCACUUGUCACAUAGGCUGGCGAUGGAAGGUAACCUGUUACCGUUAUCUGAGAAUCAUCGGUGUCCUCAACAGACAGAGCCCACAGGCAUGUGAAGACAAGGACAUGGAGGAAUUUGCCUAUGAUCACACAGCAGUGUAGUCUGGCAGAGCGAGGGGUUCAGGGCUCCUCAGAGCAUGCUUUUUGCCAUCUUCACGCUAUGUUGCAGCAAGCUCCAGAAGGGCUGUUAGUUGCAGCCAUUCAAGAUGGCCAUGGAAAAAGCCAGCUUAUACAGAGCUUUGGGUGCCUAGCCAAGUCUAGAACAAAAUGGUAUAAACUAACAGAGCCAAGAAAAUUCUGACACAGAUUCUGACUGGAUUUUGUCCUGUUGGUGAUGAAAAGCAGGGAAGGAGUUUUGAGUCUGCCAGUUUGUGAGCUCUAAAGGAAAUGCGGCUCCCACUACCACACACACAAAGUCACACCUUCACACACACACCACAUGCACAGACACAUACCUUGGUGUAUUAUGUUGGGCAGUGGGUACUUCCUAGGAGGCAAGGCCUGGGCUGUAUAGAACUGCCCACUGACCUUUUUACAAGGGCAAACCAUCUAGUGUCUGAACAACUCUAGAGGUAGAGGAACUUUGGCUUCCAUCACUAAUUCCUCUCCAGAGAUUGCCAGGCCUUGAAGGGUGUUGGGGGUGCUAGGCAAGUGCUGGAUCACUGAGCCACUCCAGCCCCUCAGUCUUUGAAUCCCACUCUGGGGGAUGGGAGGGGGGGACAACCUCCACCUUGGGGCAGCACGAAAGGCAGGAACAGCUGUGGGGUCCUGUAGGGAACUAUUCUCCCUACUGCAUCAGAGAACCUUUGUGGUGCGAUGCAGGGCACUGUGUGUCAGGUACAGGGAAUGGGGAGCCUGCCUCUUCCAUGCUGCUCUUCCCUAAGCCUGGGCAGGGGUAUUCCUGAGACAACUGGGACCAAGACUUAGUGAGGACAACGGACUUCAGGAGCCUUCCCAGCACCCCCAGUAUUGGGAGUCCCCUCGACCUAUGGUCUCACCAAUCCACCCUGGAACUCCCAAGAUUUCUCUCAUGGGUUAUGAGCCACAGUUCUGAGAAGUUGAGCAGUGUCCUCAGGGCCAGGCAUCUAGCAUGUAGAAGUGAGAUCCAAACUAGGUCUCUUUAAACCAAAGCCCCUAACUAAUAGUUGUAAGUAGUCAUGGUUUUUUUUCCCCUUUGGUUUGGGCCAAUAGGAAGCUCAAAGACAAGUUUGUGAUCAUUUUAAACAUUUAACCAGCUUCAUUCUAGCCUUUUGUAUGUACCUUUACCCUGAUUUAUUUUUAUUCUACUGUAUUUAAUCUAUCUUAUUAAGGUGCACCAAGAUUUUUUUGCAACUGUGGCAUAUACAUAAAUAAAACUCAAGAAUACAGCUGAA
Molecule: messenger RNA, 5192 nt
Organism: Myodes glareolus (Bank vole)
Lineage: Eukaryota; Metazoa; Chordata; Mammalia; Rodentia; Cricetidae
Gene: Olfml2a
Product: olfactomedin like 2A
Biological process (GO): signal transduction
Source: RefSeq, a predicted model, not a curated record